AAUAAUUUCCCAAGCUUUAUGACAUCUCAUUCUGACGGUAUAUGCUGGCCAUCCAAAUUUAUUUCUCUGCACAUCUCACGCCAUCAUUUAACCACCCGAAUUUGCAAACCUCAUCUUCUAUUCCUGUACACCCCCAUACAUUCCAAUUUCAACAAGCCCUUCAAAUUCCUGCCAUCACUAUGGCUUCAACCUCCAGGCCACAGAAAAAGCUUAGCGAGUUUCUAAACGAGGAACAGCAACCUUUUGUCCUAGAGCUUUACCUUCUAGAAAGAGGUUGUUCCAGAAAAUGGAACUUAACUCAAGAUCAAGGAGGCAACGGCUUCGACAUUGGAGACUCAGGCAAGAGUCUGGAGAGGUCAGCAAGUUGUGUGUUAAACAAGAAGAGAAAGGCUCUGCUUUCAUUUUCUGAAGUUCUAACAUCUGUAUACAAGAAGCUUGCUGCCCAUAGCGAAACCCCUAUAACCAGAGACUCUGACAAUAGAGAUGAAGAUGCGGUCAGUGUUCCUCAGACAGAAAGGGCUAUUCAGAAGGUUGUGGAAACAGACAGAUUUUCAUCCGCUAGUAGCUCCACCCUGUUCAAUUCAUGCUCAGAGACGGGAGAAAUUGAAGAGCAGACUUGGAUAUCAUCACAUAAAGAUCAGCCUUCUUUUAUUUCAGACACUUGCAGUGCUUCAAAUGCAUGCAAUAUUGCGGUGAAGAGCCAGCAGGCUACUAGUAAUGAAAAGCACCGCUGGAGAUACAUAGAACAAAGCCCUGCUUUACUGGACAGGAUACAAUCACGUAAAGUCCAAGUAUCCCAAAAUAUUUGUUUGGCAGAUGAGAGAGUGAAGGAGGAUGUUGGGAGAAGGGAACAGAGAAUAUUGAAUUGCGGAGAAGUUGUUAUGCCCAAGAAAAUCACAGAAGACUCGCUAUUAUCAGCUGCUUUCUGGGGACUGCUGAUUCAGUCAGCUGAGAGAGAUGGACAUAGCAUUAGCAAGGACUUCAGAGAGAUUCUUGGGACAAAUGUUUCUCAAGUGUUGAAAUCUAAAAGAGCAUUGCACAAGACAAAGCAACUCCUAUUUGAUUGUGUGAGAGAGAUUGCAGCAAGCUUCCCAAGAACAGGCGAGGGACAGACAGGUUUCAAACAAUUAUUGGGGGCGGAGGAGUUGGGUAACCUCAUUUGUCAGAAAACGAGAGAGUGGGGUCAACAGGCUGGAGAUCGGAAAAACCUCACAAACUUGUUGACUUCGGAUCACUUGAAAUCAAUCAAUGAAUGGAGUGAUUUGGAGCCACAUAUGAAGGAUAUUAGCUUUGAGGUUGCCGAUGCAAUUUUGGAUUGCAUCAACAACGAAAUUGUAUCAGAAAUGGUUGAUAUCUUCCCACCAUCUAUAUAACGACUCAUUUAAGUCGUGAA
Prosopis cineraria is the source of this 1393-nucleotide messenger RNA. RefSeq lists its product as uncharacterized. NCBI's taxonomy places the organism in Eukaryota, Viridiplantae, Streptophyta, Magnoliopsida, Fabales, Fabaceae. Bases 42 to 1373 code for a protein of 443 amino acids. The transcript has 3 exons. The record is from RefSeq and is a predicted model, not a curated record.